Molecule: messenger RNA, 2598 nt
Organism: Drosophila rhopaloa
Lineage: Eukaryota; Metazoa; Arthropoda; Insecta; Diptera; Drosophilidae
Gene: js
Product: mucin-5AC
Exons: 5
Coding region: 467-2407 (646 amino acids)
Cellular component (GO): extracellular region
Molecular function (GO): chitin binding
Source: RefSeq, a predicted model, not a curated record
ACGAAGCGGUUGUCUCGAUCCGGCGAACUCUAAACCCUCACUUACGAGAUCCAAAGUUACUUGUAGGCGCGAUCCAUCCGAAAGGACUGUGAAACAGAGUGCUAGAGUGUUGAUUUGAUGGCAUGCCUAUAGUAUAUCAAAUAAUUUAUGCGAACCAAUUUGGUGCGGCGGUGUGCGAGUGCUCUUGACUUUGUUUGGAGCCACUGCAAUUGAUGCAGCCCGAUGCAACUCGGCUGCUGUCUCUGACAUUUGAUCUUUGCAAAGAUCACAUCGCACUGAAUCACCUCGCACUGUGUGAAGAGGUCCGCGACCAUAUGGAAUAUAUUUUAGCACACCACCUACGGCGACAAUUAGUUUGUACAAUUUAAGACUCCGUCAACGACGACGCGGGCGAAGUUUUAAGCUCUCCAUCGAAACCCCCUCCCAAAUUCCCCGACGACAUUCCCCAGAGAGAACAAUCGGCGAAAUGUUGGCGCAAAUUAUCCCAACGCAUUCGCGACUUUUGGCCCUGGCUUUGUUCUGCUCAGCGAUAUUUUUGGCCAGUGAGGCGCAGAAUGCCAUCCAGGCAGCGAAUCCUGCCUCGCAGCUGAUGCAGAAGACGUCCUUCUCCUGCGCCGGUCGUCCUGCAGGCUACUAUGCGGACGUGGAGACGGGCUGCCAAAUGUACCACAUGUGCGAUGGCCUGGGGCGCCAGUUCAGCUACACGUGUCCCAACACCACCCUCUUCCAGCAGCGGAUGCUCAUCUGCGACCACUGGUACAUGGUGAACUGUUCCAAGGCGGAGAGCAACUACGCCGCCAAUCUCUUAAUUGGUCAGCGGGACAAGCCCUUUGUGAACGACGAGGAAAACAGUCUGCGGACUCCGAGACCCGACCUUCUGGACCGUCCUUAUGCACCCGACUAUUCAGGAGAGUCCUUUAGAAGCCAAUACAAGCAGCUGACUUCGAACCAGAAUCAGAUACGCGACGAAUCCUUCAAGGGUGCGGGUGCGGGCAAGCUGGAUCCCCAGGUAUCGCAGACGCGCUGGCGCAUUCCACCGCCCAGUAGGACGAUCCUGCCGCCGGCUUAUGAGCCUCAAAUCGAAUUGCCCAGCAGCACUCCCAAGCCCAAGAUAGCCACCACCACUCGAGCAACAGCCACGACCCGAGCCACAACCACCACUCGAGCCACAACCACCACUCGAGCCACGACCACCACCCGCGGCACCACCACCACCACAACCACCACCACUAGGAGACCAGUGGUGACCACCAAGCGCACAGAGGCCUUGCACAAUCGGCGUCCCAUUUUCCAGGCUUUGGAGCAGGACACGGACGAUCUGGGAACCAGCCACAGCACGCGGUACAACACCUCGGCGGACUUCAACUCUGCGGAGUCGCCAUUCCGUGGCACGAAGCAGUCCAGCACCAAGUUGACCAAGUUCGUCAAGCCCCCCUCGAAGAUCUACGAGCCGCCCUUUGUGUACCCCAUCUACAACCUGGAGGAGCCGCAGACCCAGAAUGGGGCAAUCUCCUCCACGCUUCGCACAUCCACGGCGGCUCCUUUCAGUCCGGGGCCCAGUCGCUCGGAGGUCAGCAGCACCACCCCAAGGCCCGUGAGCCGACCGACGACCUUGGCCGGCGUGCCCUUCUCCUUCGCCACACUGCCCACCACGGUAAGCACCGUGGCUAUUCCGCCACGGACCGACAAUCGGACUCCAGCUCCGGCUCAGAGCUUCCGUCUGGCCACGCCCACCAGCACUGCAGCACCACCAGCGGCGGCGGCACAGAUGCCCUUCAACGAUUUGCUGCCGCCGUUCGUGGACUUUGUGCCCCACGAUAUAGCCACCACCCAGGGGCCGCCCAUUUACUACGAGUGGAAAGUGCCCUCGAACGGCCUUGAGCCGCCCAAGUUGGACCCACCCAUUGGCGUGGAUGGUCGCGAAUAUCCCGAGACCACAGGAGACUACGGGGUCACCAGCAAGCAGGACAUAUUCAACACCCGGUUGAACGAUAUUGGUAGCCAGCAGAAGAAGCCCGUGCAGAUAUCCUCGCCUGCUCAGCAGUCCAGCACCACCCACCGACUGGCCAUCUCGAGAUCCAUCAAGCCCAAGGAUGAGGAGAAGCUGCAGCCGGAACAGGCCCAGCGCCGCUCCGACGUGGUGGCCAGCUCCACGGACAUAAGCCACCUGCGCAAGCAACUGCUCAUCCCGGAGUACGCCUUUCCCCUGGAAACCAUCGGGCGCACGGGCUACGGGCCCGGAGGAGGAGCGGCGGCCUCCGGCUUCAGCAAUGGGGAUCUGUACAACUCGUUCCAGCUGAAGAUUCCAGAGCAGCGCGCCAAGUGGUUCGGCGAGAACGCCAAGUGCCCGGAGUGCCAUCCCUCGUUCGUCCUGCCGGGCACCUGCGAGCCCUGCCUGCGCAGAUAGUCCCGCUCCCAUUUCCACUCCCGUCCGUCCCAUCGCCCAUUAGCCGCAUCCAUUAUCCGCAUCCUAGCCCUAGUAUUAGCCUCCGCUGAGAAGCCCCGGAGAGAAGCAACUACCACGCAUUUAGGUGUUAAUGUUAUUGUAUAUCCGCAGAUUAAUUAUUAAACUACACAAGUAUUUUUGUGAAUGAUGUA